Onychostoma macrolepis is the source of this 2616-nucleotide messenger RNA. RefSeq names its product keratin 4 (gene krt4). Gene Ontology annotation, cellular component: keratin filament. Lineage: Eukaryota; Metazoa; Chordata; Actinopteri; Cypriniformes; Cyprinidae. The record is from RefSeq and is a predicted model, not a curated record. The transcript is spliced from 9 exons. Gene Ontology annotation, biological process: intermediate filament organization; keratinization. Bases 124 to 1647 code for a protein of 507 amino acids. Gene Ontology annotation, molecular function: structural constituent of skin epidermis.
GUCAGCCAGCUGCAGAGAGACACGCAGAGGGACUUUGACUCUCCUUUGUGAGCAACCUCCUCCACUCCUCUCUCAGAGAGCACUCUCGUACCUCCUUCUCAGCUACUCAAAGACACAGGCACCAUGUCAAGCACCAGGUCUAUCAGCUACAGCAGCGGUGGCUCCAUCAGGAAGUCUGGCUACUCCAGCCAGUCAGCCUACGCAGUUCCCGCCGGCUCUAGCAGGGUCAGCACCGUGACCAGUGUCAGGAGAUCUGGCGUGGGUGCAGGUCCAGGCUUCGGUGCAGGAUUCGGUGCUGGAGGUGGCAGCUACAGCUUCAGCAGCGGCAGCAUGAGUGGAGGCUACGGUGGUGGUCUUGGUGGAGGUUUUGGUGGUGGCUUCAUUCCACCUCCCAUCACCGCUGUAACCGUCAACCAGAGCCUGUUGGCCCCCCUCAACCUGGAAAUUGACCCCACGAUUCAGACUGUCCGCACUCAGGAGAAAGAGCAGAUCAAGACCCUCAACAACCGCUUCGCCUCCUUCAUUGACAAAGUGCGUUUCCUGGAACAGCAGAACAAGAUGCUGGAGACCAAAUGGAGUCUCCUCCAGGAACAGACCACCACCCGCUCCAACAUCGAUGCUAUGUUUGAGGCCUACAUUUCUAACCUGCGCAGACAGCUCGAUGGCCUGGGAAAUGAGAAGAUGAAGCUGGAAGGAGAGCUGAGGAACAUGCAAGGCCUGGUUGAGGACUUCAAGAACAAGUACGAAGAUGAGAUCAACAAGCGUGCUUCAGUAGAGAAUGAGUUUGUUCUGCUCAAGAAGGAUGUUGAUGCAGCCUACAUGAACAAGGUUGAGCUUGAGGCCAAGGUUGAUGCUCUUCAGGAUGAAAUCAACUUCCUCAGGGCAGUUUAUGAGGCUGAACUGCGUGAGCUCCAGUCUCAGAUCAAGGACACAUCAGUCAUUGUGGAGAUGGACAACAGCAGAAACCUGGACAUGGACUCCAUUGUGGCUGAAGUUCGUGCUCAGUAUGAGGACAUCGCCAACCGCAGCCGUGCCGAAGCAGAGGGCUGGUACAAACAGAAGUUUGAGGAGAUGCAGUCCUCUGCUGGUCAGUAUGGUGAGGACCUCCGCUCAACCAAGGCUGAGAUCGCAGAACUCACCCGCAUGAUCGCCCGCCUGCAGAACGAGAUUGAUGCUGUCAAGGGACAGCGUGCCAACUUGGAGGCUCAGAUCGCUGAGGCUGAGGAACGUGGAGAGCUGGCAGUGAAGGACGCCAAGCUCCGCAUCAAGGACCUCGAGGAAGCCCUCCAAAGGGCCAAGCAAGACAUGGCCCGCCAGGUGCGCGAGUACCAGGAGCUCAUGAACGUCAAACUGGCCCUGGACAUUGAGAUCGCCACCUACAGAAAGCUGCUGGAAGGAGAGGAGAGCAGACUGUCCAGCGGUGGAGCUUCAGCCACCAUUCAUGUGCAGCAGUCCUCUGGAGGUCUCUCAUCUGGUUUCUCUGGUAGCGGCGCUGGAUUCGGCUAUGGCGGUGGUUUCAGUGGCACUUCAGGAUACGGUGGUGGAUCAGGAUACGGUGGUGGAUCAGGAUACGGUGGUGGAUCAGGAUACGGUGGUAGCUCCAUCAGCAAAACCAGCGUCACCUCUGUCAGCAGUAAACGCUAUUAAGGAGAAGCGCCCCCAACCCAACCCGGCAUCCCAUCUUCCUUACCUUCAACUAGAUCACUCUGAACCUUCUUACAACUCAAACCAUCUAUGGUGCUAUAUUCUAGCCAGACAGCUAUCCCCUUUUAAUGAGGAGAUGAGGACAAUGAUUUCUUAAACAUAAAAUGCGUUUUAGGUUGCUCUGUGCGUUGAUGGUAGUUACCCAUAACAUAAAUCUCUUGUCUGGUGGCAGCACUGCCAUUUUUAAUCAACCCAACUACACUAAAAUGACACCAGAAAGAAUGUAACAGAGAAUAUGUGCUCCCAGUCACUGAAAUGUUUUAUUUCUGCACUGAUAUGUAUGGGGAAAGCGAGACUUGAAUGAAAUAUAUAUACAUAGAAACCACUGAAGCCAAUUAGGCCCUUCGCAACAACAGGAUUUCAGUCUCAUUAGCAUAACCACAAGCAGUACCAUGGUUUCACUGGAUCAGGGAUGUGCUAUACAGGUCCUGAAAGUCCUGGUUGAAUGUUUUGUGCCGUUACAAGCUCCCUGCUGUAUUUUUGUUGACGAAUAUGACUUUUGUCAUUAUGCAAUGGCUGUCAGUGUUUGUUUACCUAUUUGCUGUAAAAAGUACAAUACUGUCAGCCUGUAACUGAUGACAGUGACUUGUGGGCUUCCGAUGUCCAGUUACCUCACAUUCAAGGGAGAUCUGUUACAGCAAAAAACAGGCACAAUGGCAUUUCCAUGGACCAUCCCUCCUAAACUUUGUGUACUUGCUGAGUUGAAAGAGAAGAGCUUCAUUUACUGUGUGGUGACUGUACUACCUUAGACUUUGCCCUGUAUUCAAACUGCUUCCAGACAUAUUUUACAGUCCCUGUUAUAAAUGGAAAAAAAACCCCAACAAAAAUGAAACCAUGUUCAACCAGAUUUGUUUUGUAUUUAUUGACUUGACACCAACUUAAAUUCUAAAUACAAUAAAUCUGAGACUACAA